Molecule: messenger RNA, 434 nt
Organism: Notothenia coriiceps (black rockcod)
Lineage: Eukaryota; Metazoa; Chordata; Actinopteri; Perciformes; Nototheniidae
Gene: srp9
Product: signal recognition particle 9
Exons: 3
Coding region: 127-387 (86 amino acids)
Biological process (GO): SRP-dependent cotranslational protein targeting to membrane; negative regulation of translational elongation
Cellular component (GO): signal recognition particle, endoplasmic reticulum targeting
Molecular function (GO): 7S RNA binding
Source: RefSeq, a predicted model, not a curated record
CUUGAAUAUGAUUGGCUGUGUUCACACUAGUGCUGAUGUGGUCUUCUGUUAGCAGAGCUGUCGACACAUUCAGAAACAAUAUUACUGUUUAUAAUUAUAAAAAAUAGCCACUGCACUUUGUUGAUAAUGCCUUAUUAUCAGACCUGGGAGGAGUUUUCCCGUGCAGCAGAGAAGCUGUAUCUGACAGACCCCAGGAAGGUUCGGGUGGUUCUAAAGUACAGACACUGCGACGGAAACCUGUGUAUCAAAGUGACCGACAACGCUGUGUGUUUACAGUACAAGACAGACCAGGCCCAGGACGUAAAGAAGAUUGAGAAGCUCCAUGGAAAACUGAUGAGACUCAUGGUGUCCAAGGAGACGCACAGCGGUUCCAUGGACACAGAUUGAAGAACUGUUGCAGCACUGGACUGAGCCUGCUGGACACAAAGUGCACA